Messenger RNA from Lampris incognitus (smalleye Pacific opah), 531 nucleotides. RefSeq names its product gamma-crystallin S-1-like. The record is from RefSeq and is a predicted model, not a curated record. Lineage: Eukaryota; Metazoa; Chordata; Actinopteri; Lampriformes; Lampridae. Bases 1 to 531 code for a protein of 176 amino acids. Gene Ontology annotation, biological process: visual perception; lens development in camera-type eye. The transcript is spliced from 3 exons. Gene Ontology annotation, molecular function: structural constituent of eye lens.
AUGGGAAAGAUCAUCUUCUUCGAGGACAGGAACUUCCAGGGUCGCUCGUAUGAGUGCAGUGUAGAAUGCUCAGACCUGCAUUCCCACUUCAGCCGCUGUAACUCCAUUAGGGUUGACAGCGGUGGCUGGAUGGUCUAUGAGAGGUCCAACUACAUGGGCUACCAGUAUUUCCUCAAGAGGGGCGAAUAUCCAGACUACCAGCGCUGGAUGGGGUUCAAUGAUUGUGUGCGGUCCUGCCGUAUGAUCCCUAUGGUAAGCUCCCACCAUGGAUCUCACAAAAUGAUAAUCUACCCGCGCCCUGAUUUUGGAGGUGAGUCAGUCGAGCUGACCGAAGACUGCCCCUCCCUCUAUGAGCGUUUCCAUAUAACCGACAUCAACUCCUGCAACGUGACGGAUGGGUUUUGGAUCUUCUAUGAGCAUCCCCAUUACAGGGGUCGACAGUAUCUAAUUCGCCCCAAUGAAUACAGGAGAUUUACCGAGUGGGGAAGCAUGAGCUCUAGGGUUGGUUCCAUCAAACGUAUCACCUUGUAA